Molecule: messenger RNA, 831 nt
Organism: Nyctereutes procyonoides (raccoon dog)
Lineage: Eukaryota; Metazoa; Chordata; Mammalia; Carnivora; Canidae
Gene: CLEC12B
Product: C-type lectin domain family 12 member B
Exons: 6
Coding region: 1-831 (276 amino acids)
Biological process (GO): natural killer cell inhibitory signaling pathway; negative regulation of signaling receptor activity
Cellular component (GO): external side of plasma membrane
Molecular function (GO): protein phosphatase binding; signaling receptor regulator activity
Source: RefSeq, a predicted model, not a curated record
AUGUCUGAAGAAGUGACUUAUGCGACACUCACGUUUCAGGAUUCUGUUGGAGAAAGAAAUAACCGCGAUAGAAAUUACCUAAGGAAUAGAGAGUAUCCAGCUCCUUCCCCUAUAUGGCGUCAGGCUGCCCUGAGUCUGCUUACUCUUUGUCUGCUGCUGCUGAUUGGGCUAGUGACCUUAGGGAUUAUGUUUUUGCAGACAUCUAAUGAAAUUAACUCAGAUUCAGAGAAAUUAAGUCAACUUCAAAAAAUCAUCCACCACCAGCAGAAUAACUUAUCCCAGCAGCUGAGCAACUAUAGGAGCUUUCCCACAGAGGAGAAAUUUCUCAAAUCACAGAUUUCCAGUCUAUUGAGGAGACAGGAACAAAUGGCCAUCAAACUCUGCCAAGAGCUGAUCAUUCACACUCCAGACCACAAAUGUAAUCCUUGUCCUAAAAUGUGGCAAUGGUACCAACACAGCUGCUAUUAUUUCACAACAAAUGAGGAGAAUACCUGGACUAACAGUAGAAAACACUGCAUGGACAAGAACUCUACCUUGGUGAAGAUAGAUAGUUUGGAGGAAAAGGAUUUUCUGAAGUCACAGCCAUUACCCACACUCUCUUUCUUCUGGUUGGGCUUAUCAUGGGAUCCAUCUGGAAGGAACUGGCUAUGGGAGGAUGGCUCUGUCCCCUCUCCAUUCUUAUUCAGCACUAAAGAGUAUGCCCAGAUCAAUGGAUCCAAAGGUUGUGCCUAUUUUCAAAAAGGAAAUAUUUAUAUUUCUCGCUGCAGUGCUGAGAUAUCUUGGAUUUGUGAAAAGAUGGCUGCGUUAGUGAAAAUUGAAGAUUUGGAUUAA